AUGAAUCUCGAUCUUCCCACCGUCGCGGAACUCAAACAAGCCGCCGAGUCCGGGCAGCGGAUUUCCGCGCAAGACGUUUCGGCGAUCUCGCAGGUCGAGAACCGAUUGACCGGCCGCGGGCCGGUCCGUGGUGGACCAGCUGCGACGGCCCAGAGUAUCGCGAUGAAGCAGAUGAAUUUUGAUAGUACGAUUGAGGAAGUCUCCCGCAAGCCACCGAUCCUGAUCAACCAGAAUGAUGCACGGAUCGUUCAAUCCACAGAGGGCCGCGCCUUCAACAGACCGCCCGGCAUCGGGUCCGUCUCGGCCCAGGUCCGUUCCAUCGCGAAUCACAACGACUUCUAUAAUGUGCCUGCCGUUCCCACCGAAGCGCCGGUUUAUAUAACCAAGGACGAUGCUCGGGAGGCGCAGCGCGCGGAGAGUGCGUAUUAUGGAGGGCGGAUCCCCAGCUACAGUAUGGCUGCAGAUAUGCAGAGUGCUGCUGAUAAAUUGGAAAAUCUUCGGCAUACUAGUCCGUAG
Messenger RNA from Penicillium brasilianum, 516 nucleotides. The record is from the annotation of a GenBank genome assembly. Lineage: Eukaryota; Fungi; Ascomycota; Eurotiomycetes; Eurotiales; Aspergillaceae.